AAAGCUACCUUAUAGUGAUUUUUAUAUUUAAAAUAUAUUAAUUAAUGGUCUUAUGGUUGUAUAGAAGAAUGUCCCUCUAAUUAGGAAGCACGUGCUAAAAUAUUUAGGGGUCAAGUGUCUUCAUGUCUGUGCUUUCAAAUGGUUCUAGAUAAAAUGAACAUGUCAGAAUGCUAAUAAUUGAUGAAUAUAAUUAUGGAUGUCCUGGUGAUUAUUAUACGUUUUUUCAACGUUACUGUAUGUUUGAAUUUUUUAAUAAUAAAUUUGGGGUCUGGGCACAGUGGCGGUAAUUCCAGCACUUCCGGAGACCAAGGUGGGAGGAUCACUUGAGUCCAGGAGUUGAGCCUGGGGAAUAUAGUGAGACCCUGUCUCUAAAACAAAACAAAACAAAACAAAACCAAAAAAAAAAACAUACUAGCCGGGCAUGGUGGCUAGUCCCAGCUACUUGGGAGGCCGAGGUGAAAGGAUCACUUGGGCCUGGGAGGUCAAGGCUGUAGUGAGACAGGAUCACGCCACUGCAGUCCGGCCUGGGCAACACAGUAAGACCCUGUCUCAAAAAAAAAUUAUUAAUAAGAUGGGCACAGUGGCUCAUGCCUGUUAUCCUAGCACUUCAGGAGGCCGAGUUGGACAGAAAGCUUGAACCCAGGAGUUCAAGACCAGCCUGGCCAACAUGGUAAAACCCCGACUCUACUAAAAUUACAAAAAUUAGCCAGGUGUGGUGGUGUGUGCCUGUAGUCCCAGCUACAGAAAAGGCUCAGGUGGGAGGAUCGCUUGAGCCCUGGAGGCAGAGGUUGCAGUGAGCCAAGAUUGCACCACUGUACUCCAGCCUAGGUGACAGAGUGAGACUCUGUAUUAAUAAUUAUUAAUAAUAAAUUUGGAGGAAGAGUACUAUAAGAGACAACAAUAUUUUUUAAUAAAGAUAUAUAUAUGUACCUUUAUUGAAAAACUUAGAGAAUAAUUGCAAAGAUGUUCUUGGGUCUAAGUACAUCAUGAUCAUCGGGUACUUUACAGAGAACACUGAAGUCAGGAUGUGAAAUCUGCUGUUAUUAAAUCCAAGCAGACCUGAGAUCCCCUUCCCUGAUUAAUAGUACCCACCAAUCUUUGUGGUAUUACUGGUUUGUGGAUCACUCUCAAGUAAGAGGUCUUCAAUGCUAUUUUUGGAGAUUUUUGUUUUCAAAAAUCAUUCUGCAUUCUUUGCUUUAUGAUUAUGGCUAAAAUAAAUUUCAGAGGUCACCUAGUUUUUCAGUCUGUUUUAGAGUAAGGAACUAUAAGGUUCUUGCAGAAAUUUCAUUUUAAGAGAAAAGAGGGGGGAAGUGCUGCUGGUUAACAAUGAACAUGUUUGUACCAUUAUAAAAUUGAUUCAAUUUUAAAUUCCCACCACUUGUAGAGAAUACUGAGGACUGCAGCUGAUUUAUAACUUUUGCUAAUUAAUAUGUUACAUGAGCAGGCCGGGCACAGGGGCUCAUGCCUGUAAUCCCAGCACUUUGGGAGGCUGAGGCAGGUCAGGAUCAACUGAGGUCAGGAGUUUGAGACCAGCCUGGCCAACAUGGUGAAACCUCGUCUGUACUAAAAAUACAAAAAUUAACCAGACAUUGUGGUGCUUGCCUAUAGUCCUUGCUACUGGGGAGGCUGAGGUGGGAGAAUCACUCGAACCUGGGAGGCGGAGGUUGCAGUAAGCCGAGAUCGUGCCACUGCACUCCAGCCUGGGCGACAGAGUAAGACUCCCUCCCUCCCCCAACCCCCCAAAAAAAUAGCCAGGCACGGUGGCUCAUGCCUGUAAUCCCAGCACUUUGGGAGGCUGAGGCUGGCAGAUCACCUGAGGUCAGGAGUUCAAGACCAGCUUGACCAACAUGGAAAAACCCUGUCUCUACUAAAAAUACAAAAUUAGCCAGGUAUGGUGGCACAUGCCUGUAAUCCCAGCUACUUGGGCUGAGGCAGGAAAAUCACUUGAACCUGGGAGGCGGAGGUUGCAGUGAGCCGAGAUCGCGCCAUUGCACUCCAGCCUGGGCAACAAGAGCGAAACUCUGGCUCAAAAAAAAAAAAUUGUUACAUGAGCUAUGGAGAAAAAGAACAGGAAAGGUAUAGUGGUGAGGUUAAGGGGUUGGGUGAUGGACGGCCUCAAUGAGAAGGUAAUGUAACUGGAGCAAAGACCUAAGGAUAAGAGGGGAGUAUCUUCAUAGUUAAAUUAACUUUAUCAAAAUAAACUGUAUCAACAGUAUAAACCAGAGAAACAUAAUUAAGUAUUUUAUGAUGUUAAAACAAAAGUUAACACUUUGAAAAUUUAAAAUUAUAACUUUAUGAAGUACACAUGUAGAGGUGCGUGAUAUUAGCACUAUUAUUAGGCCAUGAAUUUAAAUUUUUUUGUUGCUUAUCAAUUUAGCAAAUGUUUAUCAAUUUAUGCUAUUUGUAGGACUUUUUUCUGCGUUUUUAGACUCUUAAAAAAUACUACAAUGUUAAAAUAGCAAUAAAAGUGACCAUACAUGUUAAGUAUAUUUUCUCUGCAAUUAUUUGGUUCAGUUUUAAUUUUAUCUGUAACAAUGAUAGUAAUUGCUGUUUCACUUUCUCUCUUCUGUGAUGUUGUUUCCUCUGAAUGUAUGAGCUGCUUUACUCCUAAGUUUGCUGACAUUGUUGCAAAUGCUUAUCAGAAUGAAUCCUAUAUUUUUAUUUAAAAUGAUCGUGUCAUUUUCAAUCAGGCAGCCCAUCCAAACAUGCGGACCUAUUAUUUCUGCACUGAUACAGGAAAGGAAAUGGAGUUGUGGAUGAAAGCCAUGUUAGAUGCUGCCCUAGUACAGACAGAACCUGUGAAAAGAGUGGACAAGAUUACAUCUGAAAAUGCACCAACUAAAGAAACCAAUAACAUUCCCAACCAUAGAGUGCUAAUUAAACCAGAGAUCCAAAACAAUCAAAAAAACAAGGAAAUGAGCAAAAUUGAAGAAAAAAAGGCAUUAGAAGCUGAAAAAUAUGGAUUUCAGAAGGAUGGUCAAGAUAGACCCUUAACAAAAAUUAAUAGUGUAAAGCUGAAUUCUCUGCCAUCUGAAUAUGAGAGUGGGUCAGCAUGCCCUGCUCAGACUGUGCACUACAGACCAAUCAACUUGAGCAGUUCAGAGAACAAAAUAGUCAAUGUUAGCCUGGCAGAUCUUAGAGGUGGAAAUCGCCCCAAUACAGGGCCCUUAUACACAGAGGCCGAUCGAGUCAUACAGAGAACAAAUUCAAUGCAGCAGUUGGAACAGUGGAUUAAAAUCCAGAAGGGGAGGGGUCAUGAAGAAGAAACCAGGGGAGUAAUUUCUUACCAAACAUUACCAAGAAAUAUGCCAAGUCACAGAGCCCAGAUUAUGGCCCGCUACCCUGAAGGUUAUAGAACACUCCCAAGAAACAGCAAGACAAGGCCUGAAAGUAUCUGCAGUGUAACCCCUUCCACUCAUGACAAGACAUUAGGACCCGGAGCGGAGGAGAAACGGAGGUCCAUGAGAGAUGACACAAUGUGGCAGCUCUACGAAUGGCAGCAGCGUCAGUUUUAUAACAAACAGAGCACCCUCCCUCGACACAGUACUUUGAGUAGUCCCAAAACCAUGGUAAAUAUUUCUGACCAGACAAUGCACUCUAUUCCCACAUCACCUUCCCACGGGUCAAUAGCUGCUUAUCAGGGAUACUCCCCUCAACGAACUUACAGAUCGGAAGUGUCUUCACCAAUUCAGAGAGGAGAUGUGACAAUAGACCGCAGACACAGGGCCCAUCACCCUAAGCAUGUCUAUGUGCCUGACAGAAGGUCAGUGCCAGCUGGCCUGACUUUACAGUCUGUUAGUCCCCAGAGCCUCCAAGGGAAAACGCCAGAGGAGCUUACGCUGCUGCUAAUAAAGCUGAGACGGCAGCAAGCCGAACUGAGUAGUAUCCGGGAGCAUACGUUAGCACAGCUCAUGCAGCUAAAGCUUGAGGCCCACAGCCCAAAGAAUGAAAUUCUUUCACAUCAUCUCCAAAGGAACACCAUAUAUUUGGAUCAUCAGAUGAAAGAAAAUGAACCUAUUAUCACCAUGGUUCACACAAUGAUUGAGAACUCGGCGCUAAGACCCCAACUGUACCAGCAAUUCUUAAGACAGAAGAGCAAGAUAAGUCUAUAUUGUCUGUCACAAGAUGAAGGUAGAGGCACAUUAUACAAAUACAGACCUGAAGAAGUAGAUAUUGAUGCCAAGUUAAGCCGAUUAUGUGAACAAGAUAAAGUGGUGCAUGCUCUGGAAGAGAAACUUCAGCAACUCCACAAGGAGAAAUACACGCUUGAGCAAGCUUUGCUAUCAGCCAGCCAAGAGAUAGAAAUGCAUGCAGAUAACCCAGCAGCCAUUCAGACAGUGGUGUUACAAAGGGAUGAUUUACAAAAUGGACUGCUUAGUACGUGUCGAGAACUUUCUCGAGCCACUGCCGAAUUGGAACGAGCAUGGAGAGAAUAUGAUAAGUUAGAAUACGAUGUAACUGUUACCAGGAACCAGAUGCAAGAGCAGCUGGAUCACCUUGGUGAAGUUCAGACGGAAUCAGCAGGAAUUCAGCGUGCACAGAUUCAGAAAGAACUUUGGCGAAUUCAGGAUGUCAUGGAAGGGCUGAGUAAACAUAAGCAGCAAAGAGGUACUACAGAAAUAGGUAUGAUAGGAUCAAAGCCUUUCUCAACAGUUAAGUACAAAAAUGAGGAAGAGGAAGUAGUCCCACCUCGUCCUCCACUUCCUCGGUCCUAUGACUUUACAGAGCAGCCUCCCAUAAUCCCCCCUCUGCCCAGUGAUAGCAGCUCCUUGCUCUGUUAUAGCAGGGGCCCAGUUCAUCUGCCUGAAGAAAAGAAGAUGUAUCAAGUUCAAGGAUAUCCAAGAAAUGGAUCUCACUGUGGUCCAGAUUAUAGACUCUACAAGAGUGAACCAGAGUUAACAACAGUGGCAGAAGUUGAUGAAUCUAAUGGAGAAGAAAAAUCAGAACCUGUUUCAGAGAUAGAAACUUCAGUUGUUAAAGGUUCCCACUUUCCUGUUGGAGUAGUCCCUCCAAGAGCAAAAUCACCAACACCCGAAUCUUCGACAAUAGCUUCCUAUGUAACCUUGAGGAAAACUAAGAAGAUGAUGGAUCUAAGAACGGAAAGACCAAGAAGUGCAGUGGAACAGCUCUGUUUGGCUGAAAGUACUCGACCAAGGAUGACUGUGGAAGAGCAAAUGGAAAGAAUAAGAAGACAUCAACAAGCGUGCCUGAGGGAGAAGAAAAAAGGGUUAAAUGUUAUCGGUGCUUCAGACCAGUCACCCUUACAAAGCCCUUCAAAUUUAAGGGAUAAUCCAUUUAGGACUACUCAGACUCGAAGGAGGGAUGAUAAGGAACUGGACACUGCCAUUAGAGAAAAUGAUGUAAAGCCAGACCAUGAAACUCCUGCAACAGAAAUUGUUCAACUAAAAGAAACCGAACCCCAAAAUGUGGACUUCAGCAAAGAGUUAAAAAAAACUGAAAACAUUUCAUAUGAAAUGCUUUUUGAACCUGAGCCAAAUGGAGUAAAUUCUGUGGAAAUGAUGGAUAAAGAAAGAAACAAAGACAAAAUGCCUGAGGAUGUUACAUUCAGCCCUCAAGAUGAAACACAGACCGCAAAUCAUAAACCAGAAGAGCAUCCUGAAGAAAAUACAAAGAACAGUGUUGACGAACAGGAAGAAACUGUUAUUUCUUACGAAUCAACUCCUGAGGUUUCUAGAGGAAAUCAAACAAUGGCAGUGAAAAGUCUGUCCCCAUCUCCUGAGUCCUCGGCAUCGCCAGUUCCAUCCACUCAGCCGCAGCUCACAGAAGGAUCACAUUUCAUGUGUGUGUAGUCUUAGAAGAACUAUACUGACUUCUGUUGAAACCAUUCAAAGCUAAAGACAUGGACCUUCAGCAGUGUAAGAAGAUAUUGUACAGUAUAUUUUAAAUCUAUGAAAUUCAUAGUUCUGAUGCUUUUGGUCACAGAGCAUCAUUUUAUCACUUCUGGAAAAUGUUUAUUCCAAAACAGCUUUAAUGGCCCAUAUGUACACUUCGUAAUCUCAAGGUUAUUAUUCUGACACCAGCUUGCUGCUAUGAUUUCAGAGCACAUAAGUAAAGGUGCUUUUUAAUGUGCAGUCUAUUUCCAGAGCUUACUUAGUUGCUGAUUUCCAGAUUUCGAUGUUUCUUAAGUCUAGGUGAAUUUAUAUAUAUAUUUUUUUGCUUUUCAUUUUCUAAAGUUAGUUAUUAUUUCCAUUGAAGCUUGUUUUCUUUUUUUUCUUCCCAUUUUAGCUACUGCAGUGCUUUUGUUUCACACUUGAUUUGUAAAAAUUUUAUAUAUAUGUAUUUAAAAUGUGCCAUUUUAUUGCUAAGUGAAGUAUGUCCUGUUUUCUGCUAUAAUUCUUUCUCGGUCAGAUUGCAAUGUCAGCAGUUACUGCCACACUCCUGUCAGCUUAAACACAAAUGUUACUGCUUAUCUUUUCUUAAAAAAAAAAAAAACAAAGUGUAGGUAUUUUGAAGUACUGGGCUUAUAUUUCAUUGGAAUACAUGUGUACAGCAAUAAGCAGGUUUCCAAAUCCGGUACUUAGUUUGUGUACAAAUGUAAUUAUGUUCAUUGUGUAUAUAUUAUACAAUGAGCACAUGUAAUGUAUUAAAGGCUACUUACUAUUGUUUAAAUGCAAAUGUUCAUAUCUCAUUUCUUUUUUUAUCAUGUUAAAUAAAUGUUGAUGUUCUUAAA
Molecule: messenger RNA, 6691 nt
Organism: Homo sapiens (human)
Lineage: Eukaryota; Metazoa; Chordata; Mammalia; Primates; Hominidae
Gene: PLEKHA5
Product: pleckstrin homology domain containing A5
Exons: 24
Coding region: 2706-5810 (1034 amino acids)
Cellular component (GO): glutamatergic synapse; cytosol; cytoplasm
Molecular function (GO): phosphatidylinositol-3-phosphate binding; phosphatidylinositol-3,5-bisphosphate binding; phosphatidylinositol-4-phosphate binding
Source: RefSeq, a predicted model, not a curated record